AUGCGUCACUGGGCGCACAGCACCAGCACCCUCCUGUCCCCAGCCAGGAGCGUGGGGGCAGACAUCCUGGUAUCCAGGAUGGAGAGAGAAGAGAGGGAGACCCUGGCCAACGAGGCAGAGGAGAUGAGUGGAAAAGCUGACAUGACCCUGGACCCAGACACCGCCAACCCCUUCCUCAUCCUGGCUGGUGACCAGAGAAGCGUGGGACGGGGGGAUGAGUGGAUCUCGCUGCCCAACAACGCUGAGCGGUUUGACAGGGAGCCGUGCGUGCUGAGCAGCCAGGGCUUUGACACAGGGAGGCACUGCUGGGAGGUGGAGGGGGCUG
Messenger RNA from Eurypyga helias (sunbittern), 325 nucleotides. RefSeq names its product E3 ubiquitin-protein ligase TRIM11-like. The annotation marks the transcript as partial. The transcript has 3 exons. NCBI's taxonomy places the organism in Eukaryota, Metazoa, Chordata, Aves, Eurypygiformes, Eurypygidae. The record is from RefSeq and is a predicted model, not a curated record.